Messenger RNA from Magnolia sinica, 3129 nucleotides. RefSeq lists its product as uncharacterized. NCBI's taxonomy places the organism in Eukaryota, Viridiplantae, Streptophyta, Magnoliopsida, Magnoliales, Magnoliaceae. Gene Ontology annotation, cellular component: nuclear pore. The coding region runs from base 673 to 3102 and encodes 809 amino acids. The record is from RefSeq and is a predicted model, not a curated record. The transcript is spliced from 9 exons.
CUAUCGCCCGUCGGUGAGAAAGAGCUCCACAUCGGAUAUAUAUUCUCUAAUGCUGUUGUCGGAUUCCAGCCCAUGCAGUCAAAUGCAGUUAACAAGAAACUGAUAAUCCCGAGCUUGAACCUGCAUAUAUAAAUGGCGGAGAACCAGGCUGGCAGUAUUCGAAGUUUCGGAGAACGAAAAAGCUGAAGAGAGAGAGGUGAUUUCCAGCUCCUUUUUCCAGAGAGAGAGAGAGAGAGAGAGAGAGAGAGAGAGAGAGAGAUGAUUUCCAGCUCCUUUUUCAAGCUUUUUGUCAUCGACCUUUUGUGAUCUUCUGAUCUGAAGCGGACGAGAUGUCCCUUUUUUCACUCUAUGAGCUUCUGAUCUGAUCUGAAGCUUUUCAAAUCUUGAUCCCCUGCGCUUUUGAAGAAUUUCGCAUUAACUAGUGUUUGCUACUGCUAUGUAGUUCUGUUUUCUCGAUGUGUCUGACGGAAGUCAAAACUCGUCGUUUUGCAGUUGUUUCGACCUAGAUCGUGCCGUUUUUGAAGAAUAUUUGGCUUCUGAUGCCCUUUCUGCGGGUGCUUUGGGACAUCUCGAAGCACAGGAAGUAUUACAAAAAUUUCAUUGUGUAGAAUACUGGUCAAAAUAUCGAGCUUCUGAUCUUGAUUAGUACAGUGGAGAAAGGGAAGUGAUAAUAUGAGGGAAAAGGACAGCAAGACUGUAGUGCCAAACAGUAACCAAAAGAAUGGUUCUAGCAAAGACAAGAGAAGAGAAAGAAAACCACAUCCAGAGAAGGACCACAAAAUCUUGAGCACCAAGGGAGUUAAAUGUGAAACCUUGGGUACACGGCCACGGCCAGACUCCAGUACCAUAAUAAGUGAUUUGAAAGCAGGCACAGAUGCCCCUGAAGUUUAUGAAAGCCUGGUCAUACAUUAUAUGGAUGACCGCAAGUCUGAGGUCGCAAUAACAGAUGGAAAAUCCUUUGAAAUGGCUGUGAAAGAGAAUGGGGACGAAAGAGAAGAUCCCUCUAGUGAUCAGGAAAAGGAAGUCAAACAGGGGAAGGAAGAAGAAUCUGACUGUGAAACCAUUGUAGAUUCUGUAUCAUCUCAAGGGGAUACAGAGACCAACAAAGAUGACAUAGUAGAACAGGCUUCCAGGGUUCCUAAAAACUUGCCAAAAAAACAGUCAGAAGCACUCCCUCGUGCAGCAAGAAUAAACGGCGGUCAAAAAGAAGGAAAUAAAUUUCAAUUGAAGACACCACAGAGCACUCCAAAGAAAUCUCUAAAAACCAAUAAAGGGAUGUCAGAAGCUGCUGCUAAAAGCCUAGAUAAUAAAUCCAAGAAUAUGAAAGUUCCUUCCAAGCCUUCAUCAGAAUCGUCUGAAGGAGGUGAUGAAAAGCCAAUUGAAGAGGUGAAGGAGAUGGAUCUCUCAGAUGAAGCACCAAAUGGUGCUCAGAGCAUUGGAACAGACGAUGAAACUGCUGAUGCAGAUGAGACUGGCAUAGAUGAAGAGAAGGUGAAUGCAGACCAAAGGAUCCAGGAAAUGGAACUGAAAAUUGAGAAGCUAGAAGAGGAGCUGAGAGAAAUUGCUGCUCUUGAGAUUUCACUCUAUUCUGUGGUGCCAGAGCAUGGAAGCUCGGCACAUAAGGUUCACACACCUGCUCGGCGCCUUUCUAGGUUAUACAUUCAUGCUUGCAAGCAUUGGACUCAGGAUAGGAGAGCCAGCAUUGCUAGAAAUACCGUCUCAGGGCUUGUAUUGAUUGCCAAGUCAUGCGGCAGUGAUGUGCAAAGGUUGACUUUCUGGUGGUCGAAUACAGUUGUGCUGAGAACUAUUAUUUCUCAAGCAUUUGGUAAUUCUCAUCACUCAAGUAUGAUUGGAAGGCUUUUUGAGUCUAAUGGUGGGGGAAAGAGAAGUGACCUGAAGUCCCCUCCCGUGAAAUGGAAAGGUAGUCCUGGCAGCAAGCAGGUGCAGAAGCUUGGUUUUAUGCAAUUGGUAGACGACUGGCAAGAGAUGAGCACAUUUACUGCUGCAUUGGAAAAGAUAGAAUCUUGGAUCUUUUCUCGGAUUAUUGAGUCGGUGUGGUGGCAGACCUUAACCCCACACAUGCAAUCUCCAGUUGAUGGUUUGUACGAAGUAAAAAGCUUCAGGAAGCUGUCAGGACCAGCUUUGGGUGAUCAGCAGCAAGGCAGCUUCUCUAUCAACCUCUGGAAAAGUGCUUUUUUGGAUGCCUUCCAAAGGCUCUGUCCUGUUCGAGCAGGAGGGAAUGAGUGCGGUUGCUUACCUGUGUUGGCAAGAAUGGUAAUGGAACAGUGUGUGGCCAGACUAGAUGUUGCCAUGUUUAAUGCAAUCCUGCGGGAAUCAGACAACGAAAUUCCAACCGAUCCUGUAUCAGAUCCAAUUGUUGAUUCCAAAGUUUUACCUAUUCCGGCUGGAGACUUGAGCUUUGGGUCUGGCGCACAGCUAAAAAAUUCUAUUGGAAAUUGGUCUAGGUGGCUGGUGGAUAUGUUCGGUAUGGAUGCAGACAAUUUCAUGAAAGAACAGAGCAGCCGUGAGGAUGAUGACAGAAGGGGCGGGGAUGUCGAAUCCAAAUCUUUCCCCCUGAUGAAUUCCUUGAGUGAUCUUCUGAUGCUCCCAAAAGACAUGCUCAUUGACAGAUCCAUCAGAAAAGAGGUAUGCCCUUCACUCGGUCUUCUGUUAAUAAAGCGGAUCCUCUGCAAUUUUACACCUGAUGAGUUCUGUCCUGAUCCCGUACCUGGUGCCGUCCUAGAAGCACUGAAUUCCGAGAGUUGGCUGGAACGGCGGAAAUCUGAAGGGGACUCAAUAAGCAGCUUCCCAUGCAGCGCUGCACCCAUUGUCUACAGCCCACCUUUGCUGGCCGAUGUGGCAGAGAAGGUGGCAGAUGCAGGAGGGCAGGCAGAACUUGGGAGAAAUGCGUCAUUGGUACAGAGGAGGGGGUAUACCAGCGACGAUGACUUGGAUGAAGUGGAAUCUCCUCUCACUUCCAUCAUUGAUAAGUUGCCCCCGUCUCCUCCAAUCCCCAACGGAAAUGGAAAGCUGAAGGAAACGGUGCGAUCUAAUGGGGAAGGUGUGAGGUAUCAACUCCUUCGUGAGGUUUGGUCCGUGUGAUUUCAUCUGGAGUCGUGUCGUUUUUUA